AUGCGAGUCCUCGCCAAACGACUCUCGCGAGCUCUCUACUGCGCUGAGUCUUCUUCACCAUCAUCAUCUCCUUCAGUCACUCCUCGUCAUGGCUCGCUGAUCUUAAAAACUCUCACUACUUGUAGCAAAUCUCAGCAGUCAAUUAAAGCCGCCGACCAAGCAGUGCGAGGCGUUCUCGCCACUCCGUGGUCCGCGACGCAGCUCCGUGGAGCCAAAUUGCGCGGCGCCGAUGUGAGACCAGGAAAUGUAGUUGAAAGAAAAGAUUCAAGCAGAGACACUAAUAGUAGCAGAGAGCUGAACGGCCGAGAUUCUAGGUGGAUGCUAUUCAUUGUCCCCAUCAUUGAGAAGGUUCCUGGUGCCUUGGAGAUUGACGUUGUUGGCCAUGAUCUCAGGGUCUGA
This is a messenger RNA of Ilex paraguariensis (yerba mate), 399 nucleotides long. The record is from the annotation of a GenBank genome assembly. Lineage: Eukaryota; Viridiplantae; Streptophyta; Magnoliopsida; Aquifoliales; Aquifoliaceae.